Pelobates cultripes (western spadefoot toad) is the source of this 12925-nucleotide messenger RNA. NCBI's taxonomy places the organism in Eukaryota, Metazoa, Chordata, Amphibia, Anura, Pelobatidae. The record is from the annotation of a GenBank genome assembly.
GAUUUUUGUGGAGUACUUGGCAACACUGCUCAUUGCAUUAGCUGCACCGCCUGAGAAUUUGCAGUAAUUAAAGGAUCUCCAAAUGAAUGAUGAUUGCCCAUUUCCAGAGUGAAUAAAAAUCCUUCCUUAAAAUUAACGUGUGGUUGACAGGUACUCUGCAGACCUUGCACAGUAGUGUUUUAAUUACCUUUGUGCAGCCCUGAGCUCACUUCUCCGAAAGUCAAAGUUUAAAACAUUCCGUCAUUACGGAGCACUCAUUAACAGCAUAGUCUGCAUUUGUUGAAUUCCCAUUAAAUCUUUAAAAAAUGCACAGUCUAGCUGAAAGUCCAUCAUUGCCAAGUUUGUCUUAAUGCAAUGCCUGAUUAAUGUCAGAAGGCAGUACCUGGGCGUUUGUGGGUUGUAUUUGUGUGGGGUUUUUUUUUUUUUUUUUUGCAGUCUAGUCUAUGCAGCUGAACGAAAAAGUAACAGAGAAAAAAAAAAGUGAUUUCUAUCUCAUCUCUUCCCAGCAGUUCUGUUUGUGCGACCGGUUGCUGUUCAGCGUAAAGGAAGUGACUGUCAUUUAGUGAAGAAAAACUUCUGUGGACAAGGAGGGGGCCACCAGAGCAGACACUGGCACCAAUAACACACCUGUGAAAAGGUAAGCUGGCUUUAAGGAGUUUAACAUAGGCUCUCAAUCACUGGCAGUGUACUCUAUAUCUGCAUGUGUGCUUAGUGUGCAAGAGGCGUGCAACCCAGCAGGAUCUGGACUGCUAGAGGUGACAUUUCCUCUGGCUGCAAACUUGUAUUUUAUACCAUACCGUGUUGGGGGAAGGGUGACAUUUCAUUAUGGGAAAAAGAAAAAGAAAAGAAAAAUACAGAAAAUAACUAAAUAAUCCUAAACCAAGCUCUCAUUUAUGGUUGAUUUAUUAAUAAUUGUUGGAGAUUAAACUAAUGUGGAGCCAGGGUUGACUCUCUAAAAUAUCUGUCUGUCAUCUUUUUUGUAAGAUUUUUCUAAAGGUGAUUUUAAUUAGAUUAUUUUUAUUGUUAGCAACCAUGCAGCAAAAUGAAGCAUUACAAGAGAAUACAACCAAGAAUAAUACGAAACAAAAAAAAAAUUUAUAUAGAGAAAUAAAGACGUGUUUGAAACUGUUCAUAUAACAUUUUCACAUGCAUCCGUAUUUCUAGUUUCUAUACAUGCCAGAAUUUAAGUAAAGCAAAUGUAAAUGUUUAAUAAACCUAUUGUGCUAAAGUACAGCGUCAGAUAAACAGAGAGACUUGGAUCACUUCCAUUUCUUUUGAGGCACCUGAUAUAUAAAUAAUAUUAAUUUAUAAUGUACUGCAAGCGCCAUGACCUCGUAUUAGGCCACAAGUCUACAGUGGCAUGAUGGAGUUUUGGAUUUUAUUUUGAACAUAAUUGGAGAGAAGAAUGUCGAAUGGGUAAAUUUGGAACCUGCUGUGGUUGUGGAACCUUGUGGUUAUGCCAAGCCUUGCUGUGGCGGGUACUUAACCCAGUCUCCAUGUGAGAUUCCGUAUAUCGCGUUAGUCACAGUUGGUAAAAAUUCCACUGACUCAAAUCACAAUGCUUCACAUUGGCAGGUGCAGUAUCCCAUCUAAAGGGAGUAAUAUGUCUUGUGAUAGAGAACGUUGGCAGCUUGAUACUGGUGCAGGCAACACGUCACCUAUCUGCAUUAGAGCUAGGCUGGGCGAGAAACCAAAGUAAUCGGUUUACUCAGCACAAGUGAUGCAAUUUUCAUUUAGCUUCUGGAACCGAAGCAAACCUUUUUGAAAUUCUAAAGAUAAAUCACUCUUCCUUGUUGAAUCCAUGCCAUGGGAAGACUUUUCUUCCAACAUCCGCUUUAAGAGUUGGUGCAUCUCAUUCUGCAGCAGCCCAGCUAUAGCCAGCACCGGCUACCCUGCUGCAGCCCUUACCGAGGGCAGAUAUGCAGGAUUUGUCACUCCGUAAUUUUCUUUAAAUACUUUGCUUAUAAUAAUACGGGAUUUACUAAUGGUAUUUCCUUAGGCACAAAGUAGUGAUGAGCACCAUGAAGAGAUCUCUGUAUAAUUGUUGCUUUUAUCAUAUUAUUAAGUUGGGUUUGCAUUGUUGCUGCAUAGCCCUGCUUACACCUAUAGAAAAUCAGUGAAGAAAUAGCCCUGUUACAUUGUAGCAGCCCAGUUUAUAUCUAUAGGACAUCACUUACAAUGUAAAAUAUAUAUUUCAGGUUUUAACGUGCGUGAGAGAACAGUGAGAUAGCAGUAUAAUCCUUUGAAAGCUAAUAUAUUUUGUAUUUUUUAUUUAAAUCAGCGUUCAAUUUGAAGAAUAUUGGGACAGAAAGAACAUGAGGACCUUUCCAAGCUGGGAUUGGGUGAGUGCUGAUUCCAAACUACUACCAUGUGGUGCCAUACAUGACUCACAGCUCACAUCAUCCUCAGCCACAGCUGUUAUAUUCUAUGUUAUUUCUUUAUAACGGGUUUUCUCAUUCUGUUUUCAAUGUAGAAGAAAUGUAAGAUUUGGUCAUUAUUGUUCGAUCAGAGCACUUUAGAAAUCCUUAAACCUUUUGGCUAAAGAAAUGAUUCCACAUGAAAGGGUGAUCAAUGGAUUAAAUGUGCUUUUAAUAUAUUGUACAUAUACUAUUAUAAGUUGUUGUGCAAACAUUUAAUGUCCAUAUUUAUUUAGUGUAAAAGAUAUUUAUUUAUUUUUUGGUUAAUUGCCAUCUGUGUGUUGUGAGCUGCUGUGUUCCCUCCGGUGUGAGCUGCACAUUGUACAGACAGCAGUUGGUCCGCCUCAGUGCUGCCAUCAGAAAUUUUGAGGCCCCUUACACAGUUCAAGGCCUGUGCCCCUGGGGCUCGCCCCGAGUUCUUCACAGGGUCCAACCCAUGAGUCUGUCCCAACAAGGAAGAGUAAAGAGGAUGCAGUGUGUGUGUUUGUGUGUGUGUGUAGUGGAUGCAGUGUGUGUGUAGUAGAUGCAGUGUGUGUGUGUAGAGGGGAUGCAAUGUUUGUAGUGGAUGCAGAAUGUGUUUGUGUUAGUUUGUGGCGUUGGAGGGCUAUGGGAGGGUGAGCAGUUUUUUUAAAAAAUGUAUAAUUAAGUUUAACUGGCCACAGGUAAGAGGCAGUGAGGGGGACACACUAGAUUCCCUGGUGAUCCAGUGGCACAGCAGCUUGUAUGUGAAGAGAGGGGCAUAGCAGACUUCAUCAUCCACCUCCAGCCAGGCGUCAGGUACUCGUCUUCUCUCAUGAAUUUGGCAUGCACGCAACCCAAGGCAAUGCUCUGACAGCUGCAGCUCGCAAGAGGACACUGUGGGGGUGAAUUCUGGUGUCUCCUGGGCCGUAUGCCCCCACUUCACUAUAUAGGCUAGUAGGGACCUGCAGAUGCAUUUAUAUAUAGCGAUACUUGGUGUGUGUAUGUAUAUAUAUAUAUAUAUAUAUAUUAUAUGCACAAUGGGGGUAUAGGGGCCGGAUGGUCGGGACCCCAUACAGCUGUAAUGGCUGUACCCCCCUAAUGGCGGCCCUGGUCUGUCUAACUGUUUGGUUUAAACCCCCCACAAUAUAUUUUACACUAAACAGUUAUGGCCGUUCAAUGACGACGCUAUAGAUUCUCAUGUGCUAUAAUUUGCUUUUUCCCUACAUUCAACAGUGACUGAUUCAUUGCAGAAUUGUAUUAAAUAGUAAACUGGGCUCACAUGUAAUCACAAUAUUUGUAAACUGAAUCCAUGAAGCUCACCUUACAGCGGACUGCGGCAUUUUUUAUAGCUUGUUUAUUGAGAAAUCUUUUAGCUUGUUAUCCAUACUUUGCAGGUUUAGAGCCCUUUACUCGAUGGUUAAACUUGCCUUCCAAAUAAAGCAUAUAAACUGCUUACAGGAAACUGAAUUUUUGCACAUAUGUCGAGCAAUGUUUGCAGGACUUUCCAUCACGGUAGAGAGUUUCUUGAAAGUGUGGUUUGUGGUUUCUGAGGCUGGCUCUUUCUGUAUCUUUUUUGGCUGAUAUUCGUUUAAAGCUUUGUAUUAUGUUAUUGCAGUGACUUAUCAGAUAUGGAGUUUUGUAGAGGUGCUAUACAGAAUGUAAAGGAUCAGGGUCUGUCUGCAUAGAGUUAGAGCUUUUAUUAGGGAGUAAUAAUAAAGAAAUACAAAAAGGCAGUUUAAAAUAUAGUAACUGUUGUUUGAUCUCCUAAUCUACUGACCUACUGUUACAUCCUGCACUACACGUCACAUCCAGAACAAACAGAACAAAUUAGCUGACCUGACAACUUCAUAGAUACUCUUUCAUUCCAUCCUCCCAAGCACCCACUCAGUACAUUCAGCUUCUCACUACAUUCCUACAGGCACCUUCUUAGUACAUUCAUUCAAUACAUUCCUACAGGCACAUUCUCGGUGCAUCCCUACAGGCACCUUCUCAGUACAUUCCUUUAGGCACCUUCUCAGUAAAUUGCUACAGGUACCUUUGCAGUGGAUUGCUACAGGUACCUUCUCAGUACAUUCCUGCAGGUACCUUCUCAGUACAUUACUUCAAGACAUUCCUACAGGCACCUUCUCUGUACAUUCCUACAGGCACCUUCUACAGGCACAUUCUCGGUACAUCCCUACAGGCACCUUCUCGGUGCAUCCCUACAAGCACCUUCUCAGUACAUCCCUACAAGCACCUUCUCGGUACAUUCCUACAGACACCUUCUCAGUACAUCCCUACAGGCACCUUCUCGGUACAUUCCUACAGGCACCUUCUCAGUGCAUCCCUACAGGCACAUUCUCAGUACAUUCAUACAGUUACCUUCUCAGUACAUUCCUACAGGUACCGUCUUGGUACAUUCCUUCAGGCACCUUCUCAGUACAUCCUUACAGGCACCUUCUUGGUACAUCCCUAAAGGCACUUACUCGGUACAUUCCUACAGACACCUUCUCAAUACAUUCCUUCAAUAUAUUCCUACAGGCACCUUCUCUGUACAUUCCUACAGGUACCUUCUCGGCACAUUCCUACAGGCACCUUCUCAGUAAAUCCCUACAAGCCCCUUCUCGGUACAUCCCUACAGGCACCUUCUCGGUACAUCCCUACAGGCACCUUCUCGGUACAUCCCUACAGGCACUUUCUCGGUACAUUCCUACAUGCACCUUCCCGGCACAUUCCUGCAAGUACCUUCUCAGUACAUUCCUUCAAUACAUUCCAACAGGCAUCUUCUCGGUACAUUCCUACAGGUACCUUCUUGGUACAUUCCUACAGGCACAUUCUCAGUACAUACCUACAGGCACCUUCUUGGUACAUUCCUACAGGUACUUUCUACAGGCACAUUCUCAGUACAUCCCUACGAGCACCUUCUCGGUACAUUCCUACAGGCACCUUCUCAGUACAUCCCUACAGGCACCUUCUCGGUACAUCCCUACAGGCACCUUCUCAGUACAUCCCUACAGACACCUUCUCAGUGCAUCUCUACAGGCACAUUCUCGGUACAUUCCUACAGGCACAUUCUCAGUACAUCACUACAGGUACCUUUUCAGUACAUUCCUACAGGCACCUUCUCAGUACAUCCCAGAGGCACAUUCUCAGUACAUCCCUACAGGUACCUUCUCAGUACAUCCCUACAGGCACCUUCUCAGUACAUCCCUCCAGGCACCUUCUCAAUGCAUUCCUAGAGGCGCCUUCUCAGUACAUAACUUACAGGCACCUUCUCGGUACAUUCCAAUAGGCACCUUCUCAGUACAAUCCUACAGAUACCUUCUUGGUACAUUCCUAUAGGUUCCUUCACAGUACAUCGCUACAGACACCUCCUCGGUGCAUUCCGACAGGGACCUUCUCUGUACAUUCCUACAGGUACCUUCUCGGUACAUUCCUACAGGCACAUUCUCAGUACAUACCUACAGGCACCUUCUCGGUACAUUCCUACAGGUACUUUCUACAGGCACAUUCUCAGUACAUCCCUACAAGCACCUUCUCGGUACAUUCCUACAGACACCUUCUCAGUACAUCCCUGCAGACACCUUCUCAGUGCAUCUCUACAGGCACAUUCUCGGUACAUUCAUACAUGCACUGUCUCAGUACCUUCCUACAGGCACAUUCUCAGUACAUCACUACAGGUACCUUUUCAGUACAUUCCUACAGGCACCUUCUCAGUGCAUCCCUACAGGCACCUUCUCAGUACAUCCCAGAGGCACAUUCUCAGUACAUCCCUACAGGUACCUUCUCAGUACAUCCCUACAGGCACUUUCUCAGUACAUCCCUACAGGUACCUUCUCAGUACAUACCUAGAGGCGCCUUCUCAGUGCAUUCCUACAGAUACCUUCUUGGUACAUUCCUAUAGGGUUCUUCACAGUACAUCCCUACAGACACCUUCUCAGUGCCCUACAGACACCUUCUCAGUGCAUUCCUACAGGCACCUUCUCAGUGCAUUCCUACAGGCACCUCCUCAGUGCCUUCUUAUAGGUACCUUUUCAGUACAGGCCUACAGGCACUUUCUCCGUACAUUCCAACAGGCACCUUCUCGGUACAUUCCAACAGGCACCUUCUCAGUACAUUCCUACAGGCACAUUCUCAGUGCAUUCCUACAGGUACCUUAUCAGUACAUCCCUGCAGGCACCUUCUCAGUGCAUUCCUAGAGACACCUUCUCAGUACAUUCCUACAGGCACAUUCUCAGUGCAUUCCUACAGGUACCUUAUCAGUACAUCCCUGCAGGCACCUUUUCAGUGCAUUCCUAGAGGCACCUUCUCAGUACAUUCCUGCAGGCACCUUCUCAGUGCAUUCCAACAGGCACCUUCUCAGUGCAUUCCUACAAGCACAUUCUCAGUGCAUUCCUACAGGUACCUUCUCAGUACAUUCCUACAGGCACAUUCUCAGUUCAUUCCUACAGGUACCUUCUAAGUACAUUCCUACAGGCACAUUCUCAGUUCAUUCCUACAGGUACCUUCUCAGUACAUUCCUACAGGCACAUUCUCAGUUCAUUCCUACAGGCACCUUCUCAGUACAUUCCUACAGGCACAUUCUCAGUGCAUUCUUACAGGUACCUUCUCAGUGCAUUCCAACAGGCACCUUCUCAGUGCAUCCCUACAGGCACAUUCUCAGUGCAUUCCUACAAGCACAUUCUCAGUGCAUUCCUACAGGUACCUUAUCAGUACAUCCCUGCAGGCACCUUUUCAGUGCAUUCCUAGAGGCACCUUCUCAGUACAUUACUUACAGGCACCUUCUUGGUACAUUCCCAUAGGCACCUUCACAGUACAUCCCUACAGACACCUUCUCAGUGCAUGCCUGCAGGCACCUUCUCAGUGCCUUCUUAUAGGUACCUUUUCAGUACAGGUCUACAGGCACUUUCUCUGUACAUUCCUUCAGGCACCUUCUUAGUACAUUCCUCUAUUGCCUGAGGCUUGCCAAGGUUCCUAAGCUUUGUUUGUUUGUGUUGACAGCUGUACAAACUGCUCAGGAUUUAAAGUGGUGGACAGGAUGAAAGAAUGGGCAUCAGGCUGUCUUGCUUGAAAGGUAAGAAACACGGAAUCAAAUUUAGAAUUCACAUCAUUAUCUAAACUCUGAAUUGUAGUGAAAUUGAAAACCAAAUUGCAAGUUAUAGGCAAAAAUAGCCACACUUAGACUAUAGCUGAGUAGAGGAAUGUGUCCAGUUGCUGUCUAAGCCCCCCUUGUGUUGUAGAACGCAUAUACUCUCCAAAUAUUAAUGAUACAAUAAAGGCAUCGCUGUUAGUUUGUUUGUAUUGUUCAUUCCUUACACGUGACCGCACGUGGCAAUAUUCCCAGAUUGUGGCUUACAAGACAAUGUAAUUGCCUAUAGUAAAAUAAAACAGGUUUCCAUGCUGCUGUACGAGUAAAGUGGCUCGUUUUGUUAGGAACAUGAAAAGAAAUGUAUUUGUUCGGUGCCGCACAUAAAACACUUUAAAGGGCUGCCAGGUAGGGGCUCUUACUAACAAUCCACCUUUAAUUUAAAAUUGUAAAUCAUAAUAAAUCGUGACUAGCAUUGCUUGGUAAACAUGGCCUAUAGACAGCUACAUUCUUAUACCUUCUCAUGUUAUUCUGAUGUUUUCUAAAAAUGUUGGAAGAUGAAGGUUUUGCCCCAAAAAGCUGUAGGCUAUGACUGUUGCACGAGAUUUGCUCAAUUUAGAGGGUUUUUGCAGCGUUUGGCAGUAGUCGGAUACCUGUGACAUGCUCAGGAAAUACUGUCCCCCCCACCCCUCCCCCUUAUGUACAUAUGGCAGGGUGACAAGGCCAAAUACACACCUCAUAACACGCAUGUGUGGCUUUUCUGCAAAAUAAUGCAAAACAAAUUCUGGCCCAUGAAUAUGUAAGAGGAAAGGGAUAACUUUUGGAAAACACGCACAAAAAUACAUUGUUAAUGGUACUGGAUAUGUCAAGCACAUAGUGAUAGGUAUACGAAGGUAUAAAUUAAUAAAUAUGGGAUAAAAUAAAAUGUUCCAUCAGCCUUUUCACAUAUAAUUCUAUUCACUUUCAGCUACUGGUGUUUUCUAUAUAAAACAAGUCAUAUAAUUUCCUUUUGACUUUGGGAGGUCCAUAAAUAUUUGGACAGAGACACUCGGUAUGUUCUUUUGGCCCUGUACAUCAACUCACUGUCAGUGAAAUAAAACAAUGAGCAAGAGGGUAACGUGUAGACUGUCCACUUUAGUUUUUAUUGUGGUAAAUUCUACAAACUGUACCUAGGGUACUUUGUAUGUAUAUCUACCGUCUCCUUUUUUUAGAGGACCAAAACUAUUUGGACCAAUUAACACAAAAAGUAUAAAUGAUAAAAGAACCAGAUAUACGGAUCUAUAUCACGACCAAGGGCUUUGUAUACUUUCUUUUUUCUUGUUGGUGUAGUGGUUGGUGCCGGGCAUUUAUUCCCUGGUCUUACAAUAGUACUGCCUUAUUAUAUUGUAUAUACUUUUUCAUUGAGAGUUUUUAAUGUUUUAUUAUUGUGCAUUCCAAGUCUAUUCCCACAAUAAAGCCUUGCUAUAUUUUAAUAUAUUACAUUUUGAAAUCCUAUUUUUACUUUCUUUAUAUCACUGUAUCUUUAGUGUCUAGCGCCCUAUCUGGUGGGUUAUAUAUCCAUCUUUUCUCCAAUUAACACAAGCCUAGAAUUGUCCUGUUUCAUUCUUGGUUGCAGAUUCUUUGCAUUUGAUGGUUGCUUGAAGUAGGUUAUCCGUAGAUCUAAUCAGAUACAUGGUAUCCUCUUUGAUGAUACUCCGUCAGUCUCGCUCUGCAGCCCACUUUCACAGCUUGUUUGAGUCACAAGAUUUUUCUUUUGAGUCAUCUGUUGCCCAACUUGGCAAGUCAAGAACAUACAACCUUUUCUGACGUAAAACUAAUUACAUGUUUAGAUGUUUGCUGCUUGUUGAGGCACAAUCCCAACAGACUGCAAAGACAGUUGCCUCCCCUAAAACCAGCUCUAGAACUUUUUGUUGAUGUUAAUGCUCUCUGUAUCGGAAGUGUACACUGGUGUCUGCAGAAUAGUGUCCUUUAAGAUAGCAUAGUCUGCUACAUCAAACAUUAAAUAUAAUAGACUGCGUGUUCUGCCAAAUGAGUGUAAACUCUCACCUUUUCCCAACAUAUCGGCUUGCAGUGUUUGUAACAGUUUAAUCACAGGUUUGACUUAGUCCCUGUUUGCACAAAUAUAAGACAAAAUGAAAAAAAAAUGAAAAUCUGUCUUUGGGAAGGUGAGGAGAUUAUCAUCUAAUGUUUCAAUCUGAAGUUUUUAUUAGAUACACUGGAAGAAAAUGACAGUGGAUCUAUAUACCGAAGAUGUAACAGAAAUCGCUACAGUUUCCAUACUAGGUGUUAGGUGUCUCGUUGGUUCCUCUUGGAAGUGAAAUACAAUGGGUGGAGGAAUGGUUUAACGUUCCUGCAAUAGGUGCAGUGAUGGUCCUGACCCAUUUUAUGAAUAUAUUUUCACAAUAUAUGUGCUAUUGCUGCCAUAUACACCCUGAUGCUAACUUCUCUAGGGCCAGAGAAGUUAGUAUCAGCCCCUAUCGUGCAACAGUCAUAGCCUACAACCCAAGCUUCACUCUUACUAAAGGCAAGGCCUACUCUAUAUAAACUGUGAUACAAUGCUUGCAUUUCUGUAAAAUAUAUCUAGAGGUUUAACAGCUAUUCUUAUGUUUCCUUUCAUCCAGGCAGACAUGUUUGUAGCCCUAAUGAAGAUGCUCCAAUAGAAAUUUCCAACAUCCACCUUAAAGUUCCUGAUAUUAUUGUGACUCCUCCAACACCCACCGGCACAUUGAGUUCUAGAAGUGCUGGGCAACAAUCAGAAUCAGACACCGACGAAAACCUCUGUUGUUGAUUUAUUUCGGGGAAAUGGAGACUCAGAGCACCGUUUACUGUGAAACCUGCAAAACAUACAGUUACUAUCCUGGAAUAAAAUAUCCACACUACCAAACUUCAUCGAACUCUACAAGUCAAGGUCCGGAUGUGAUGUCUUCACAAGCUUCAUCGUCUUUAAUAUAGUCAUACGCACUUUAAAACAAAAAUCACAAAGAUUUAGUUGUAUCGAACUAUUUGGAGGCGGUAUCUGCAAAUUUAAAGGAGUAUGUAUGUGUGUUUAUUUCCAGCCCAACAACACAAUAUGGUGUGUUAGGAUGGUGACACUUGUUACCACACUUCACUUUAUUAUGUAUUUUGUAUAGUUCAGUCAAACACUGUCUGCCAUAUUCUGCAAUGUUCUAUUUAAUAUCUAGUCUAGGACUGCUGAGCUGACUGUAUUUGGUUCCCUUUUUAUUCAGGAGGUGAAAUGCGUUGAGAGAUAAAAUGAUGGAAUAUGGAAAGAAUCAAACCAGUGCGUUGAAAUGUGUGUGAACACUGCAAGAUUUUCUGUGUAUCGUUAUCAACAAGUUUAUUUUUUUGGGAAAAGAUAAAUAAUUGUAGUGAGAGCCUUUCGAAGUGCAAAUGCAAUAAUGUGAGCUAUAUGUAAAAAAAUAAAUUCUAGGGCAAUAUUCUAAUAGUGAAACAGUCACUGUGGAAACCAGUGAAAUGAUUCUCUUGAUGUCUAUGGUGAUUGUACCACUUUUAGAUGUAGAAUUUCUCAGCUUCUCUCUUAGAAAUACUGUGUACAUCUAGUAACAGUGGCUGAUAUUGACAUAUCAAUUUAUCAAUCCAGUCCUGCAAAUCACGAGAUCAGAUUUACUGGUUUAUUUACCGCAGUGAAUCAUCAGGAAUUCAAAGUGAAUGAAAAGUUUAAAAAAAAACAAAAAACGGAAACAUUCUCUAAGUCAACUACGUUUUAUUUUAGUUAUCUUGGUCUUAACUUUGAGAUUUAAUUUGAAUUGCUGACAAUUCACACAUUGGUGAAUAGACCCGUCAAAAUCCCAUUUCACAAUAAUUGUCCCAGAAAAGGGAUUUCCCAAGGCAGAAUAGGCCAUUUGCUGGUGAAGAUGCACAUAUAAGCUUAGAUCAUAUCUACUCUGUGUAUACAUUUCAAGUGUUUAAAAUACCUGUAGUCACUAAGACUAAGGUUAUAUUAAUUGGAUUUAUGUGCAAGGCUAACCAGUACUCGACCAGUGGCCACACAACAUCACUUACAUUAACUUGCACAAGUGUUACAAACCUGAGAAUGUUGGACUAAACAGGUUCUGUUUGUUUGUUUUUUCCUGCAAUCUGAGCUUCCUUACUAAGAAACAAUACAUCCGUGCCAAAGUAUUUUAUUAUGUUUGUUGUUUAUUAUGUUUCAUGAUAUAUUUCCUUUAAUUUACAAAAAUGAUGGACACAUGUAGAAAGCCGGCCACUUAAAAUCAGGUAAAAAACAAAAAGAGAAAAAGUAAAUAAAAAUUAUAUAUAUAUCUUUAUAAAACACAAAAAGCAAAUGACUCUGGAGAAUUGAACCUGUGGUUAAUCACAGCAGCUGUGAAAUGACGCGAAAUUAACAAUGCAUGGCUUUAUAAUGCUGCUGACACUCAAUAAGUAGGACAAUCCGAGCCGCCAUAAGAUCUUUCGGGAUAAGACUGUGAUGACGGCAAAGUGUAACCUUUGUUUCUUAAGAAGGUAAUAUAACACAAAUUGGGUUAUUUGCUUAACUCCAAAUUGUAGUAAAUUGAAGAUUGAAUUGCUAAAUUUAAGCUAAGGUUGUCAAACUGUGACAGUAGCUGAGUUGGACAAUUUGGUUUUCAGAUUAGCUGUGAUGGACAGUCUGUGUUGGUUAGCGUGGAUACGUCUGGUAUGCAUAGGGGACUUUCCUCUAAUGCCUUCAUCUGUAUCCAGUUGAGUGGCUCGCCAAUUCGCCAUCAGUGACCAUGUUCUACCAGUAGUCACUCACAUGUCACCAAACAGUCUGUAUGCUCACUUUAAUUCUUUGGUUGAUUAAUUAUUCACUGGGAAACUGUAACACAGGCUGUAGAUAAUUUUUGGGUACAGCCAGGAGGAAAUUAAAAAAUAAAUAAUAUAUAUUUAUAUAUAUAUAUAUAUAUAUAUAUAUGUGACAAAUGCUAAUUUAGGCCAAAAUUGGGGAGCCAGGGAGAAUUUUAAAGUUUAGCUUAAAGGGACACUAUAGUGCCAGUAAAACCGCUUGGUUUUCCUGACACUAUAGUACCCUGAGGGUGCCCCAACCCUCGGGGUCCCCCUCCCGUGGCGCUGAAGGGGUUAAAACCCCCUCAGCUACUCACCCUUUUCCCCUGCCUCUCCUCCCCCGCCGACGUUAGAAUCCUUGUCUGACGUCACCGGCGCCGAAUGCGCAUUCAAAGUGUCCGUAGGAAAGCCUUUUUCAAUGCUUUCCAAUGGACGCUCUGCGUGAUUGAGGCAUAAUAUGAAUCAGGCAGGGUUAACCCUAGAGGGACCUGACACCCAGACCACUUCAUUGAGCUGAAGUGGUCUGGGUGACUAUAGUGUCCCUUUAAAACUUUCCAAUUUGUUAUUCAAUUCUCCAAAACGCUCGGUUUCAAUGAUAAACUCCACAGUUAUAGUUACAGUUAUAGACCCGGUCGCUGUUAUGAUGAUGGUUAUUUGGUUAGAAUGUCGGCAUUAAUAUAAAUAAAAUAUAUUUCUUUUG